Molecule: messenger RNA, 695 nt
Organism: Nicotiana tabacum (common tobacco)
Lineage: Eukaryota; Viridiplantae; Streptophyta; Magnoliopsida; Solanales; Solanaceae
Product: disease resistance protein Pik-1-like
Source: RefSeq, a predicted model, not a curated record
GUCAAAGACAUUUCAAACAUGAACUAUUAAGAAUAUUAUCAUAAUAAAUUGCUCCAUUAUAUCCUCUGAAGAGGAACAAUGAAGAAAAAAGUUGUCAUUAAGGUUUCUAUUACUGGAAACUCCCAUCCCAUCCUGAAGAAGUUUCUUGUGGAUUUUUUGAAGCUAAAGUACCUUGCCAAAUGUUGGGGGAACAAAUCUCAAGAUUCUAGAUCCAAAGUCUUGUCAAUUGCAGCAAAAAUACCAGAGGUAGAGAAAGUAGCUAUAGAAGGGGAAGAAAAGAAUGAGCUGAUGGCGAUAGGUGAGGAAAUUGAUGCAGUAGAGUUGGUCACUAUACUUAGGAAGAAAGUAGGUUUUGCCGACAUUGUGAGUAUUGGUCCAGUUGAUGGUGAAAAGAAAGAAGGUGAUAACAAAGAAGAAAAGCAGAAAGGAGGUGAUGAUAACAAAGGCGAAGAAGUUGCAAACUCAAUAUUCCCAUUGGUCUAUGGCAGUGGAUUAAUACCCCCUUUUCAAAUUUGGGAAGUUAGAGAUCCCUAUUGCUCCAUUUUGUGAUUCGUUUAACUUGAAAUAUCAAUUAUGCAGCAAAUUGUAAAUCCAAUUUUGGACAUGGUAUUUUGUAAUGGGAGAUAUAUGCAUGUUUAGGGGCGGAGCUAGAACACAAGUUACAGGUUCAGCCGAGCCCAAUAGCUUUAAUCUAA